Coniosporium apollinis CBS 100218 is the source of this 1692-nucleotide messenger RNA. RefSeq lists its product as uncharacterized. Gene Ontology annotation, cellular component: glucosidase II complex. Bases 1 to 1692 code for a protein of 563 amino acids. Lineage: Eukaryota; Fungi; Ascomycota; Dothideomycetes. The transcript is spliced from 3 exons. The record is from RefSeq and is a predicted model, not a curated record. Gene Ontology annotation, biological process: N-glycan processing.
AUGAGGGCAAAGUAUUUAGAGGCACUGCUCCUCAGCCCUGCCAUUGGCGGAGUACUCGCGGCCUCAGACCCCCCAAGACCUCGGGGUGUAGGCCCUGAAUUCGCCAAAUUCUACAAAUCCCCCGACACGUUCACCUGCAUAUCCGCCCCCAGCAUCCACAUCUCCGCCUCCCGCCUCAACGACGACUACUGCGACUGUCCCGACGGUUCCGACGAGCCCGGCACCUCCGCCUGCUCCUUCCUCUCUCCACUCUCCCCGCCGUCCCCCGCCGACACCGUAACGGGCGACCUGAACACCUCGAACGCGCUGCCGGGCUACUACUGCAAGAACAAGGGCCACCAGCCGGCCUACAUCCCGUUCACAUACGUUAACGAUGGUAUCUGCGACUACGAGCUGUGCUGCGAUGGCUCUGACGAGUGGGCGGGGGUUGGAGGCGUAAAGUGUGAAGAUAGGUGCAAGGAGAUUGGGAGGGAGGCAAGGAAGCUGGAUGAGGCGAGGCAGCAGGCGCUUGGGGCGGCGAUGAGGAGGAGGAAAGAGCUGGUUAAGGAGGCGGAGAGGAUGCGGAAGGAGGUCGAGGAUAGGAUCGAGACGCUGGUGGCGCAGACCGAGGCCUCGGAGAUGCAUGUUGCGGAUCUGGAAAGGGAGGUUAAGGAGGUGGAGAGGAGUGAGAAGGGGAAGGUCGUCAAGGGGCCUGGGAAGGGGGGGAAGCUGGUCGUGCUGGCUGGUAUGGCAAGGCCGCGGAUUGAGGAGCUUAGGGAGAGUUUGCUCAAGGUUCGGAGGCAGCGUGAUGAGAGUGUGGAGAUAGUCAAGAAGCUAGAGGGUAUCCUUUCGACUUUUCAGAAGGAGUAUGAUCCCAACUACAAUGACAUGGGUGUCAAGAGGGCGGUCAGGAGCUGGGAAGAGUAUGCUGCAAACGAACAAUCGCCUGAGGCGGAUGGUGCACAUGAGCGGGAUCUGGAUGAGAUCCUCAAGUCAGACGAGGAGAAUGGGCUGAACUGGGAAGAAUUCGAGCACGUCGAGGAGAGUGAUGUCGAAGUCCUCUACAAAUUUGAAGAAUACCUUCCCAAAUCGCUGAGAGACUGGGUGCACCAAAAGCUGCGUGACCUGCGCGAAACCCUCAUCGAGAACGGCAUCCUUGCGCGCGGGAGCAGCUCAGAUAGUUCGGAGUCAAAAGCAGUCACAGAUGCGAGAACCCGUCUGAGAACAGCGCAAGACGAGCUGCGGAAGAACCGCGAAGGGAUCGAUUCUCACAAGGCAGAUCUCGAGAAGGACUACGGUCCCGACGGCAUCUUCCGUGCACUCAAGGGACAAUGCGUGUCGCAAGAUUCGGGGGAAUACACGUAUGAGUUCUGCUGGAUGGAGAAGACCACACAGAAAUCUAGGAAGGGUGGCGCGCACACAGGCAUGGGCAACUUUGUCCGAAUCGAGAAAGUCACGGUAGACGAGGAUCUGUCUGCCGAUGGUAAAGGACUGGGGUCCGGUGAGCGGUGGGCGCUGAAAUUCGAGAACGGGCAACACUGCUGGAACGGGCCAAACAGGAGCACUAAGGUUAUCUUGGCGUGUGGCGAAAAGGACGAGAUCUGGAAGGUUGUGGAGGAGGAGAAGUGCGUUUACAGGAUGGAGGUUGGCACGCCGGCCGUUUGCGGGCUUGCGUCUGACAGCGGGACCGUUCCCACUCGGGAUGAACUGUAG